CUCGCCUAUGUCGAGUGGUUUUCGACCUUCAGCGCUUUACCAGAUCCACAGUCUGGGUUGUAUAAGGUCAGGCGGGUGGUUCGCGAUGGCGAACGCCAAGUGUCAAUUGUGCCCAUAUCUUUAAUUUGUCGAAGUGCUCACUUAUUGCCUAAGUGGGGAGGAGCUGUUCCUGCGGAGUGGACGAGUUUAGAUGUUCUCGAUGCAUGCCCCUCAUUUCUUUUGAACGUUUUCAAAGACAUGUACACUUACUUCAAUGUAGGAUAG
Messenger RNA from Suillus clintonianus, 264 nucleotides. RefSeq lists its product as uncharacterized. Lineage: Eukaryota; Fungi; Basidiomycota; Agaricomycetes; Boletales; Suillaceae. The annotation marks the transcript as partial. The record is from RefSeq and is a predicted model, not a curated record. The transcript has a single exon.